GGCAACUGGCCCCUGCGACGCUGCGUUUUUUGCGAAGUGGCAUGUCACGGCGCCAGACGGUGGUCGCGUUAUCCCCCCCCCCCCAAAAAAAAAAAGUGCCGCUGCCGCAGGAAAAAAGAAGUAGCAUCCAGCACGCACCGCCGCCGAGGCAAGGCCUUCCAGCUGCAGCCCCGACCCCACAAGGAGCACGCCCCGCGGGAAUCGAGGAACGAGAAUUUGCCAAAGCAGCCAAUCGGCCCCAAGAUUCCCAGGCCGGGUUUUUGCGGGAAUAGCGUGCAUUACAACGGUGACCGGCAGCGUGAUGCAAGGGCGCACACCGCCGGGGGCAGGGCAGCCGCACUGCACGGGGGCGGGCUCGCCACUCCGCCCAAUGCCCCCAUGACGGCGCAGCCAAAUGAACCCCCGCCACCGCACCGCAUCGUGCGGCCCCACCACGCGCCCACGACGAAGUUUGCUCCUCCCCGCAGAAGGGAGGGUGUAUGUGUGUGA
Trypanosoma conorhini is the source of this 489-nucleotide messenger RNA. RefSeq lists its product as uncharacterized. NCBI's taxonomy places the organism in Eukaryota, Euglenozoa, Kinetoplastea, Trypanosomatida, Trypanosomatidae. The annotation marks the transcript as partial. The transcript has a single exon. The record is from RefSeq and is a predicted model, not a curated record.